AUGAACACAAAGACAGAAGAUGGGCUUUAUCAGUCAGAGGAUGACUUGGAUGAAGAUGAGGCAACACAAUAUAUAAUUGAACAAAGUCUAAUUCAAUAUAGAAACCUCAAAGGACUGAAUCCAGGAGAUGUAAAACCCAGUGAAGAUCCUGAUGAGAUUUUCAGAGCAAUCAAGGAGGGUGAUGAGGAUGCACUGAACAGACUGGUAGCCCAACCAGAGACUCUUUCCAGAGUUGAUGAGCGAGGAUGGAUCCCCCUGCAUGAGGCUGCAGUACAAAAGAAUAAAAUGAUACUAGAAAUUAUAUUCUCAGCUUCACCUCUGGGUGCAGCUCAGUGUCGCACUCUUAAGGGUGAGACACCGCUCUUUCUAGCUGUGCUCCAGGGCCUCAGAGAAAAUGCUACCUUCCUUUUACAGAAUGGUUGUAGUCCAGAUCUGCAGAAUGAUGAGCAGGACUCUCCAUUAGUGGCUGCUAUUCUGAAUGACCAAUAUGACUUGGCCACACUGCUGCUUCGCUAUAAAGCCAAAGUAGACCAAAUGGGACCACUAAACAGGACAGCCCUGCACGAGUGUGCCUUUUUAGGCCUGGAGAACUUUGUCUAUCUGCUCCUAGAAUCUGGUGCCAACCCAAAUGCAUGCGACCUCAAAAAGAAGACUCCACUGGCUCUGGCUGCACAGAAUGGACAUUAUAAUGUGGUGGAGGUCUUGUUACAGAAAGGAGCCCAUGUGUGGUGUGAAUCAGAGUCAGGCACUAUAUUGUUUGAUGCAGCAGCAUCAGGAAACCCUGACAUAAUCUCCUUGCUGCUGGACCAUGGAGCAGAUCCCAAUCUACCUCUUUUCAGUGGACAUCUGCCAAUUCACCGUGUGGCAUACCGUGGACACAGACUGGCACUUGAACGCCUCAUCCCAGUCACUAAAAUGGAUGCUGUAAAGGAAAGUGGAAUGAGUCCUCUCCACUCUGCAGCUGCUGGGGGACAUGCCCAUUGCACGGAGAUACUGCUUAAAGCUGGCUAUGAUCCAAACUUCAUGCUGCACCCAAGGGUGCGCCGCAACUAUGAUGAUGACCGCAGGUCUGCCCUCUUUUUUGCUGUGUCCAACAGUGAUCUUCAUUGCACCCGCUUGCUUUUAGAGGCUGGGGCAAUGGUGAACCAGGAUCCUAUCAGCUGUUUGCAAGUGGCUCUUAGACAGGGCAACUAUGAACUGGUCAAAACAUUGCUGAAGUUUGGGGCAAAUGUAAACUACUACUCCUGCAUCAACACCACUCAUUUCCCCUCAGCACUGCAGUAUGCCUUGAAGGACGAGGUUAUGCUGAGGAUGAUCCUGAACCAUGGAUAUGAUGUUAAGCGCUGCUUUGAUUGUCCAUAUGGUAAAAGCUCCCAUGUCUACGCUCCUUGGACAACUUCAGUCAUCAAAGACAUGGUGUUCUGUGAAGUGAUAACCGUGUCCUGGCUAAAGCACUUAUCUGCUCAGGUGGUACGCAUCAUGCUCGACUACACCAGUCAUGUCUCCUUCUGCACCAAACUUGAGGACACCUUAAAGCAGCAGAAACAAUGGCCAGAGAUCUUUCACAUUCAAAGAAAUGCGCGAAGCCUGAAGCACCUAUGUCGCCUGCGGAUAAGAGAGCAUCUCAAAUGCCUGCGCUUGAGAUCUCCAGUUUUUAUCAACUUCCUUCCUCUUCCUCCUAGUCUGAAAGAUUACCUACACUACAAAGAGUUUGAUGUUUACAGCAGGGGCAGCAUGGUUAUCCCUUAGUAAAAACAACAGCUGUCACAGAUAGAGGAGCAAAGACAGUUAACAUUAUAUGCAUAUUUCAUGUAGCCAGCCUAUUUUAUGCCAAUUAUUAUGUAUUUAUGAGUUUUUUCUUUAAAUAGCAUACAGUUACAUUGUAAUGCCUUGUGACUCCUCUGGCUAUAUGAGUCCUAAAGUGGCAUUUUGAAAAAGAAAAAUACAACUAAUGUUUUAGUACUUAUAGUAGUGGAUUGUAUUAUUACGUAAAUACAGAACAUGUCAAUGAUAUCACAGGGAGAAAUUGCUGAUUACAUAACAAUACUAUAUACAUUACAAUAAACAUUACUUUA
Monopterus albus (swamp eel) is the source of this 2075-nucleotide messenger RNA. RefSeq names its product ankyrin repeat and SOCS box containing 14b (gene asb14b). Gene Ontology annotation, biological process: intracellular signal transduction. Gene Ontology annotation, molecular function: protein binding. The record is from RefSeq and is a predicted model, not a curated record. Gene Ontology annotation, cellular component: cytoplasm. The transcript is spliced from 9 exons. NCBI's taxonomy places the organism in Eukaryota, Metazoa, Chordata, Actinopteri, Synbranchiformes, Synbranchidae. The coding region runs from base 1 to 1749 and encodes 582 amino acids.